CAGCGGGAGCCCCCUUGGCAGAGGCUGGUUGUAAAGGAUCAUAAAGCGGGUGGUGCCGCCCUGGGGCAAAGGUCGCUGAGGCAGGAACUGCACCAGCUCUGGGUGCCAGAGCCACUCGGACCCUCCCGCCAGGCGACGGCCGCCAAGAUGGGGGCUUGGGCCCUGCUGUGGCCUCCCCUGCUGCUCGCCGGGCUGCUCGGCCAACCCCCGGGGGCCCUGGCCCAGGCCCAGUACUGCUCUGUGAACCAGACCUACUUCGAAGUUGAGGAGAACACAAAUGUCACCGAGCCCCUGGUGGACAUCCACGUCCCAGGGGGCCUGGAGGUGACCCUCGGACCCUCGUCCACCCCCUUCGCGUUUCGGAUCCUUGGAAACCAGCUGUUUCUCAACGUGACUCCCGAUUACGAGGAGAACUCACUGCUUCAGGCUGAGCUGCGGUGCCAGAGGGGAGGCUUGCUGGUGACCCAGACGAGGGUGAUUGUGUCCGUGCUGGACGUCAAUGACAACCCCCCCGAGUUCCCCUUUACGACCAAGGAGAUGAGUGUGGAGGAGGACACUAAAGUGAACUCCAUCGUCAUCCCCGAGACGGAACUGGAGGCCAAGGACCCAGAUGCCAAUGACAUCUUGUUCUACACCCUCCGGGAGGAGACCACAGGUGCCAGUGACUACUUCUCCCUGGUGGGUGCAAACCGUCCCGCCCUGAGGCUGGACCGGCCCCUGGACUUCGACAAGCGGCCGAAGAUGGCGUUCUGGCUGCUGGUGCGGGACACCCCGGAGGAGAACGUGGAGCCCAGCCACACGGCCACCGCCACGCUGGUGCUCAAUGUGGUGCCCGCCGACCUGCGGCCCCCCUGGUUCCUGCCCUGCAGCUUUUCAGACGGCUACGUCUGCAUCCAAGCCCAGUACCUCGGGGCUGUCCCUACUGGGCACAUACUGCCAUCCCCCCUUGUCCUGCGUCCUGGACCCAUCUAUGCUGAGGAUGGAGACCAUGGCAUCAAACAACGCAUCAUCUACAGCAUCCAGGGUGGAAACGUGAAUGACACGUUCGUCAUCCACCCAGACUCUGGUAACCUCACCAUGGCCAGGAGUGUCCCCAGCCCCAUGACCUUCCUUCUCCUGGUGAAGGGCCAGCAGACUGACCUCGCCCGCUACUCAGUGACCCAGGUCACCGUGAGGGCUGUGGCUGCAGCCGGAAGCCCACCCCACUUCCCCCAGAGCCUGUACCGUGGCACUGUGGCGCUUGGCUCUGCAGCAGGUGUUGUGGUCGAGGACGCAGCUGCCCCCUCUCGGCCUCUGAGGAUCCAGGCUCAGGACCCGGAGUUCCCGGACCUCAACUCGGCUAUCACGUACCGAAUCACCAACCACUCAGACUUCCGGAUGGAGGGAGAGGUUGUGCUGACCGCCACCACACUGCCAAGGGCGGGGACCUUCUAUGCAGAGGUUGAGGCCAACAACACGGUGAGCCUGGGCACUUCGACCACAGUCAUUGAGAUCCAAGUUUCCGAGCAGGAGCCCCCCUCCACAGAUGUCCCCCCCUCCCCGGAGGCCGGAGGAACAACUGGGCCCUGGAGCAGCACCACUUCCAAGGCCCCCAGACCCCCUGGCCCCUCCCAGGGGCCCUCCACAACCAGCUCUGGGGGAGGCACAGGCCCCCACCCACCCUCUGGCACAACUCUGAGGCCACCGACCUCACCCACACCCGGGAGACCCCCAGGUGUAGAAACCAGCACCUCCCACCAACCGGCCACACCCGGUGCGGGCACAGCACAGACCCCAGACCCAGGAACCUCUCAGCCGAUGCCCCCGGGUGUGGGAACCAGCACUUCCCAUCAACCGGCCACACCCGGUGGGGACACAGCACAGACCCCAGACCCAGGAACCUCUCAGCCGAUGCCCCCCGGGGUCAGCAGGAGCACUGCGUCCUCAGGGAUGCCGGGUGACCGACCCUCGGAGGACAAGCGCUUCUCGGUGGUGGACAUGGCCGCCCUGGGUGGGGUGCUGGGCGCGCUGCUGCUGCUGGCUGUCCUCGGCCUCGCCAUCCUAGUCCACAAGCACUAUGGCCCCCGGCUCAAGUGCUGCUCUGGCAAAGACCCGGAGCCUGAGCCCCUCGGCUCUGACAACCCGGCAUUCCAACCUGACCACGAGGCCAACUGGGCACCUGCGCCCAGCCCCACGCACGACCCCAAGCCCUCGGAGACACCACUGAUCCUCACGGAGCCCACGACCCCCAGCCUCAUGCCGCCCGGCCCCUCGCCCUCCAGCCCCGAGGCCCCUGGCCCCUCGCCCCCCGGCUCUGCCCCAGAGUCCCCGGCAGCGGCCCACAGCGGGGGAAGCCCCGUGGCCAUGAGGUCCAUCCUGACCAAGGAGCGACGGCCAGAGGGCGGCUACAAGGCCGUGUGGUUCGGUGAGGACAUCGGGGCGGAGGCGGACGUGGUCGUUCUCAACGCGCCCACCCCAGACGUGGAUGGCGCAGGCGACUCCAGCGGCGGCGAUGAGGACGAGGGCGAGGACGGGGUGUGGGGUGGGGGUCCCCACGAUGCGCCCGGAAACGACUCCACCUACAUCUAACGAGGCCCCUCCCGCCGCCCCAGCCGGGCACUGGAGGUCCCGCUCCCCCAACCCCUGACCCAACGCAGAAUAAAUCGAGGCUCCCGAAAC
Messenger RNA from Cebus imitator (Panamanian white-faced capuchin), 2658 nucleotides. RefSeq names its product cadherin related family member 5 (gene CDHR5). The coding region runs from base 148 to 2568 and encodes 806 amino acids. Gene Ontology annotation, cellular component: plasma membrane. The record is from RefSeq and is a predicted model, not a curated record. The transcript is spliced from 15 exons. Gene Ontology annotation, molecular function: calcium ion binding. Gene Ontology annotation, biological process: homophilic cell-cell adhesion. Lineage: Eukaryota; Metazoa; Chordata; Mammalia; Primates; Cebidae.